This is a messenger RNA of Schistosoma rodhaini, 854 nucleotides long. The record is from the annotation of a GenBank genome assembly. Lineage: Eukaryota; Metazoa; Platyhelminthes; Trematoda; Strigeidida; Schistosomatidae.
UCCAAUUGAUCAGUAUUCAGUUUUCUUAAUCGUUUCUGCCUCCAAUUAAAUUGACUAAUCAUUGUUUCAUUCACAUAAUUUAGAUAGUAUUACGUAACAACCACAUAAACUACACACACACACACACAUAAAUUACAUAAUUGUGCAUUUGUAUUAUGCAAUAGUGUCAUAUAAUAUAAAUAAAUAAUGUACUAUGUAGAUUAUAUACAAUUUAAUAUACAAAUGGAUAUAACUUAUAGUUGGUGUAUUAUCUGUUUAAUAAAUUUACUUUUAAAUGGAAAAUUUGGUCAAGCACAAGAAGAUAAUUAUACAGAAGACUAUACUACUGAUCCUAUCAGUUUUGAUAAUACAACAGUGACCAGUACAACAACUGAGUUCACUAAUAAACCAAAAGUAGAAAACUCUACCACAGAUGGUACUACUUAUACCACAACCCCCAGUUAUUUUAGUAAGUUCUAUUAUUCUGUAUUGUCAAUUAUUCUUUCGUAUGUUUAAUAUUGAAAUAAUCGGUCAAAAACAUUUCACUGCUGAGGAACCCCUGACGAGGAUGAAACGGUUAACUAGUGCUUUCAGAUUUUCACUGGCGGUCUAACAUUAAUGGGUUCAUGACUGUAAUGACACUAAUGAUUAAUUUGAUUUUGCUAACCUGAUAUUCAUUUGGUUAAAUAAAACUGUGUCAUCCAAAUAGCACACCCCAUGAAAUUGUAUUCUUGAAUGAAUCUCUCAACAUUAUCUACAUUUGUAUCUUGGUUAAAUGUCUCUUAGUAACUGUAGUCAAGAAAGCACAUCUUGCCUUCAUCGGAGGUUGGAUGUGUUUUAAUUCAUACAAACAGUCAGUCAGUCAGCUACAACGU